AUGGCAACCGCUACACACUACGACGCCAUCAUAAUAGGCUCGGGCCAAGGCGGUACUCCGCUCGCAAAAGCAUUGGCUGAGGCAAACAAGAAAACUGCACUCAUAGAAAAAAUACACAUCGGCGGUUGUUGCGUUAACGAAGGCUGUACGCCGACCAAGACUAUGAUCGCAUCAGGCCGCGUCGCGCAUUUGAUCCGCAGGGGGCCGGACUAUGGUAUCCACUUACCCGGGCAGGUAGGACUGAAGAAUGAGUUCACUGUUUCGAUGGACAAAGUGCGACAGCGAAAGCGCGAUAUAGUGAGCUCCUUCCGGAGCGGGAGUGAAAAACGCCUGGAAAGUGCUGGCGUUGAUGUUCUGCGGGGUGAGGCGCGCUUUCACGAUGCGAACACCCUCAAAGUGAUGUUCCCCGAUGGGAGCCACAGACUUAUCAACGGAGAAAAGAUCAUUGUGAAUGUUGGUUGCCGACCGGCGCCUCCAAGUCUCGAUGGAUUGGAAAAGAUAGACAAGGCCAGAGUACUGGACUCCACGUCUAUUCAAGAGCUAGGUGAGCUGCCGGGGCAUUUAGUUGUUAUCGGAGGUGGGUAUGUGGGAGUUGAGUUCGGCCAACUGUUCGCGAGACUCGGGUCGAAGGUGACGAUGGUUCAGCGGGGAGCACAGCUGUUGCCUCGCGAAGACAAAGAGAUAGCAGCUGAGCUGUUGGAUAUCCUGCGGGACGAGCAUUUGACGAUUCAUCUGGGGGCCAGACCCACAUCGAUUUCAUCUACAUCUAUGGAAACAUUCAGUUUAUCAAUGGAGACUCAAGGCGGCACUGAGAUUGUGAGCAAUGUCACUCAUCUUCUCUUUGCUGCUGGUAGAGUUCCUAACACAGAUCAUCUGAACGCACAUGCUGCGGGGAUUGAAGUCGAUGCAAAAGGGUACAUCAAGUGCAACGAGUUCCUAGAGACUUCUGUCCCUUCUAUUUAUACCCUAGGCGAUGUUAAGGGCCCUCCUGCCUUUACACAUAUAUCCUAUGAUGACUUUCGGAUUUUGAAGGCUUCUCUACUCUCUGACUCUUUGGCGCAUUCAGGACCCUCUGUGACAGACAGGCUCGUGCCCUAUGUGGUAUAUACAGACCCACAGCUCGGCCACGUUGGACUGCACGAAAGAGAGGCGCGCGAGCGAUAUCCACACAUGAGAAUAUCAACAGCGGCUAUGCCAAUGAGCUACGUUGCCAGGGCAUUGGAGACCGAUGAAUCGAACGGGAUGAUGAAAGCAGUCGUCAAUGCCGAUGAUGGGCAAAUUCUUGGCUUUACAUGUCUCGGCACGGAAGGGGGAGAGCUUAUGAGUGUCGUAGAGAUGGCUAUGAUUGCAAAGCUUCCAUAUUGGAAAUUGCAAGAUGCUGUUUUUGCGCAUCCGGCUUUUGCUGAAAGCCUGAAUAAUCUCUGGGGUUUUUUGAAUUGA
Molecule: messenger RNA, 1440 nt
Organism: Aspergillus nomiae NRRL 13137
Lineage: Eukaryota; Fungi; Ascomycota; Eurotiomycetes; Eurotiales; Aspergillaceae
Product: mercuric reductase
Exons: 1
Coding region: 1-1440 (479 amino acids)
Molecular function (GO): oxidoreductase activity; flavin adenine dinucleotide binding
Source: RefSeq, a predicted model, not a curated record